AUAAUGAGCAGGCUCUUUGCUUUUGACCUCAAUACAUGUACGUUGCACAAUGUACAAUUAUGUACCACCGCCAUGCUCGCCGUGUCAUCAUCAUCUGAUCCAGAACCGAUUUUGUGUGGCCGGUGGGUCAAGAACACGUUUCUUCGACUUCGUGGUGAAGGUCUGAAUUCUCCACUUCACACGUUAAGAACAGGAGUCAGACGAUAUGGGUCAGCAUAGAUGUCCCUCAGCUUUUCCCACACACCCGUGUGUGAAUGGAACAGUCCUGAUUGUUUGAGGUGGCAGAAGAAAAGGGAGCUGUGCUUCAGAGCACAAAUAUCCCUGCUCAGUGUGGUGUGAGGCCCAUGUGCCAUGUGAUCAGCACAUGUCAAGAGGCACUAAUCUCUUGCGGCAUUUGACAUCAGCCGACCUGCAUGUAACUGGACUUAAUAAGCUGACUCUAAGUCAGACCAAAAGGUUAUCUAUCUCAUCAAGAGAUUAACGGACUAAUAAUCAGCGCCAAAAAGACCUGCCCAGAAAAAUCCUGGACAUUUUUAUUAUUUCGAGGGAGUGUACGGGAACCAGAGCAGAGGAGGGCGAUAUUCUGGAGGCGUUGGGAAGGAAUGGCCAAGCUUAACUGCUCAUCGUCAAACGAAGAUUUGAACGGAAAUUACUGCGCACUCGACCAUUGUUUCUCACCGGCUAUUAUAAUCGGGAAUGGCCCAUCAGGAAUAAGCCUAUCCUACCUAUUGUCUGGUAAUUGGCCCUACUACACCGGCGAUCCUCAUCCGGACCCAUAUCUACACGCAAGGUUACUGGAAAAUGAGGAACAGUCCAUUCUGCAGCAGGACCUGGAGUUCUUGAGUAAUGGUCUGGAAGGCAGAUCCCACAAUCCAGUGGCUCUUCUCUUUGACAACCUGUACCAGCCCAACGCAGACUUAGUGGACGAUGAGAAAUCCCGGCUGGAAUGGAGACACGACCCGUCCAAAGCGGUGACCCACAGGGUGCUGGGCAAGGGCCCACCAGGAGGAUCAUGGAGGGAUAUGGAUGACUCUGUGCGCACAUUGAGCCAAGGCAGGUGGAUGGAGCUACCGGGAGUCGACUUCUCAGACUGGGUCACAGAAUACAGGAAACGUGUUGGCAAGCAGUGUAACAACAGCGACACCCGAGCAACCUUAGGGGACGUGGGGUUGUACUAUAAGGAGUACGUGGAGACCAUGGGCCUGGAGAAGUCCUUCCGUCCGUACACCCUGGUGACGCAGGUACAGCGGCUCAAAGGACGGCGCGUCAUCAACAGCGAGAGCGGCGAGCCGGAGAUCCAGUGCCAGCGCUGCCGCAAGUUUGAAGGUCAGAACAUGUUUGAGGUCAAGGGUCACUUUGUCUCGGACACCACGUGUUGCGAGAAGCAGGUCAGCGCGAGUGAUACCUUCACCGUGCUGACGCCCAACGUGAUCCUGGCCACGGGAAUGGUGGGCAUCCCGAACCGGUUGGAGGUUCCCGGGGAGGACCUGCCCUACGUCCUGUACAGCGUCCAGGAUCUGGAGGCUGCCAUCCAGCGGGAAGAUGUGCAUUCUACCUCCGAUCCGGUCUUGAUCAUCGGGUCCGGCCUUAACGCCGCAGAUGCCGUCCUAGCCGCCAUCAACACCGGCGUGCCUGUCGUGCACGCCUUCCGCCGGUCUGCCUUUGACAAGGAACUGAUUUUCUCCAAGCUGCCCAAAUCGGUGUACCCGGAGUACCACAGGGUGCAUCUCAUGAUGCAGAAGCAGGGACGGGAGGAGGGGGCCACAGACAGGAGCUACGUCAGUCUCUCGCAGCACACGGUGCACGAGUUUUACCCCGGACACAGAGUAGCCAUCAAGGGUCCCGAGAGUUGCGGGUACGUCAAGGUGUCGGUGGCAGUGGUUCUGAUUGGUUCACGGCCCGACCUGUCCUUCCUACCGAACAGUGGUACGCACUUGGGCGUGAGGGGUGAUGGGUCCCCCAUCUCCUACCAGCACAACCCCAUCGAGGUGAACCCGUACACGAUGGAGUCUACCGUCGAGCCCGGCUUGUACGCCAUGGGUCCGUUGGUUGGGGAUAACUUUGUGCGGUUUGCCAAAGGCGGUGCUCUGGCUAUCGCCAGCAACAUUAACAAGAAGAACCAGGACACUACAGACACUGACAGAUACAUGUAGUUGCAGUUGCCAGAAGUGCAAGUCCUGGCAUGUCUAGUGCAAGAUAUCCGGUCCGAAGUCCAACGGGAAGGCUGUUCAACUGAACUGUCUCAAAGGCAUGCCUUUGCCAUUGCUCAACUUUGUGAACUUUCUUGUGAUUGACUUGAGAUGGACUCUGGUAAUUGCAUUGAAACCAAUGAAGUGUAGUCGAGUCCAUCAGAAGUCCAUCAGAAGUCCAGUCACAAGUAACAGUGGAUGGACAGAAACAAAGGAAUGCUCUUGUCAAAGCUCAAUGAAAUAGCUUACGAGUUGAACUGGUACAGGAGGACUUGUGAUGGACUUGCAGGGACCGGCGACGGACUCCACCAUCCCUGAUUGAAACUCACUGACAGCUGAAGGUUUAUCAUGGCCAUCACGGCAACCUGAUUUUACCUGUAUUUUGUAACUGUGUGCGGAUUAAAAAUGGACAGCUUUAACAGUUUCAUGUUUUUUUUGUCGAACCAAAUUUUCAACUACUGCCAAAGAAUGAUUUUCUUUAAAUGUUUUUGUUUCAAAAUUAUAUAUUUACAUGUACAUUUACUUGUAAUACCUUUUUAAAGUAGCAUCAUGUACAUGUACUUGUACAUAAACGCUUAAAAUUUCUUCAUUGGAGACUUGCAGUGUAAAUUACAGAAAUACACAUUUAUCUUUUUGUUUUUAGAACGGCUAUAAACAUUACACAUGAUUACAGCACCUUGAUAUAGACAUACAUGUACAUGUGUACACGUGCCCAUGUACAUUGUACGUAAGCGUUUGUUUAUGGUUUAAAUCGAGGACACACGCGUGCAACAUCAUGGGUGAAUCGAAGACGGGAACCAAAUCGAGGAAGACCUCGAUUGGAAAAUGUGCACAAAACCAAUGGAGCUGUUGCGAAAAAGUACAAAGGAAAAGGGAAGAGGAACAAAAGACAAUCCUCGAUUUGCACCAUAAACAAACGUGCUAGUUCAUGUCUACAAGACUAAUUUUGAUGUAUACAGAUGUUAAUUCAACGGCACAUGCACAAAAAACGAAGAUCUGAUGUUCAAUAUGCCACUUGCAUUCAAAUCAUAAAUCACCUAAAAAGAGUAUUAAAAAUGUAUCCCAAGGCUAAAAUCUUCAAUUAUGUAGAUGUACAUGUACGUGUGUAGAUGCCCAUACCAGUUGGAAAACUGAAUUGGCUUAUUGUGUAUUGACCAAAGGAGCAAACAUAACAGAACAAAAAAGGAAUCUUUUUUGUUGUUGUUGUUGUUGUUGUGGUUUUCAAUCUAUGGGACCAACCAGGGAAGAACGUUUUUUUUUGUAACUUUUUGUACAUCAGUCAGUGUACAUUACACAAUAAGGUGUUUCACGGUAAUAUGCGCCAUGGAAAAUUGUGCACUGAAAGGGCUUUCAUUUAACAUGUUGAAAUUGUUUGCAUGAGAGGAAUUAAUGUUAGCUUAAAGAAAAAGGAUAUUUUUGAAGAAAGGGGGAAGAUGCUCAGAUUCAUUCCUUUGUAUUAAAACCCAAUCUCUUUUUUGUUUCACAAGAUUACAAUUGUGAAAACUUUUUUUAUUAAAGUUAUUAAAUGAGAAUUUUAGCCCAUGGCUUAAGUUCACAGAACUACAUGUAGUUACAUAUAAACAGAGAACCAGUCAGGAUCUGUAUACGUGAAUCACACAGUUUUUUCAGCUGGUAACCAUUGCUCAGCAAACCUGGGGCCAUUCCAAAAUGUGUCGGUCAAUAAAUUUCAUAUUUCACCAUGUUCACAGGUUCCUCAUUCACGCAUAGCCAAAUAACAUUGUGAGUGCCCCUUUAACAGUAAGCUGGAUACUUGUGCUAAUCAUACAUGUA
Messenger RNA from Patiria miniata (bat star), 3980 nucleotides. Its product is annotated as oxidative stress-induced growth inhibitor 1-like. The record is from RefSeq and is a predicted model, not a curated record. Bases 603 to 2153 code for a protein of 516 amino acids. NCBI's taxonomy places the organism in Eukaryota, Metazoa, Echinodermata, Asteroidea, Valvatida, Asterinidae. The transcript is spliced from 7 exons.